Messenger RNA from Anopheles nili, 7199 nucleotides. RefSeq names its product sodium/hydrogen exchanger 3 (gene Nhe2). NCBI's taxonomy places the organism in Eukaryota, Metazoa, Arthropoda, Insecta, Diptera, Culicidae. Gene Ontology annotation, cellular component: membrane. The transcript is spliced from 21 exons. Gene Ontology annotation, molecular function: sodium:proton antiporter activity. Gene Ontology annotation, biological process: sodium ion transport; proton transmembrane transport; regulation of pH. Bases 169 to 3843 code for a protein of 1224 amino acids. The record is from RefSeq and is a predicted model, not a curated record.
ACGACGCACUUCCGAGUGUGCCGAAGCUGUUCGGUUGUUCGAGGACCAACGGCUUCUGGAGGUGUACAUGAGCCGUACCACCUCGACGCUCUAGUGUCCACCGGAAGUGUGCCCGGAGGUGUAGUGCACUCGCGCGUGUGUGUGUGUGUGUGUGUGAGACGGGACGAUAUGGCUGUGACGCUGAAGCAGGAGGUUAAUUUAUCGCGCCGAGCCUGCAGGCUCGAGCGGCAACACAGAAGCGGCAACGCCGCUAACUGCGGCGAACGAGGUGCUAACAGCGUCGUACCGACGCCGCCAAAGGAAGUCACGGAUUGUGGUGGUGGUGAAGAAGUCGUGGGGAGUGGGGCAGCCCACAUGCUGCUGGCCGCUCUCGUGAUGUGUACGGGUCAAGUGUUGUUAAAGCUGAGCCAGCCGAGACCGGCCGGCAGGCUGUGUAUAUAUGUAGUGCUGUGUGGUGCUUUGCUGUGCCACAGUGGCUUCGUCCUGGCAAGGCCCAACCUGAGUGCGCCGGUCAGCGGUGAGAAGGUGCCUGUCGGUCAAUUAUCGCCCCUGGACCUGGCGUUCGAUACCAGCGGUAGUUCGCUAACGAGCGCGAGUCAAUUAAAGCGUUCGGCCGAAGCGGCUGCCAUCAUCGCGUCCUCAUCUGCGCCAGUUUCAGACACCGCCGACGGUCAUAGCGGUCCUGGCGAUGAGCUGGCACCGGGUGGUCAUGGAAAAGCGGGCGAGGAAUCGGGCGGUGAGCAUGGCGCAGAACACGAGCGGUAUCCCGUGUCGCAGGUGGACUUUUCACGCGUGGAAACACCGUUCGUGAUCGGUGUCUGGAUUCUGUCGGCUAGCAUUGCCAAGAUCGGUUUCCACAUGACGCCAAAGCUGAGCCGCAUUUUCCCCGAGUCCUGUUUGCUGAUCGUCGUGGGCGUGAUCAUCGGCGUUCUUCUGCGGUACGCAACCAAUCUGCACGUGUCACCGCUAACACCGAACACGUUCUUCUUCUACAUGCUGCCGCCGAUCAUCCUCGACGCUGGCUACUUCAUGCCGAAUCGCAUGUUCUUCGACAACAUCGGCACCAUCCUUCUGAUGGCUGUGAUCGGGACGAUAUUCAAUAUCGCCACCAUCGGUACCUCGCUGUGGGCUUGCGGCCAAACCGGCAUUUUCGGUGUCGAUCUGCCGUUUUUGCACAUCUUCCUGUUUUCCUCGCUGAUCGCAGCCGUCGAUCCGGUCGCGGUGUUGGCCGUGUUUGAGGAGAUCCACGUCAACGAGGUGCUGUACAUCGUCGUCUUCGGUGAAUCGCUGCUCAACGAUGCCGUCACGGUCGUGAUGUACCACAUGUUCGAGGUGUACAACGAAAUCGGUGCUAACGACAUCAUCGCCGUCGACAUCGUGUCGGGCAUUGGAUCAUUCUUCGUGGUCGCUCUCGGUGGCACAAUCAUUGGUGUCAUCUGGGGCUUCCUGACCGGGCUGGUGACACGGUUUACCGAUCACGUGCGCGUUAUCGAGCCGAUCUUCAUCUUCGUGAUGGCGUACCUGGCGUACUUGAAUGCGGAAAUCUUCCACAUGAGCGGCAUCUUGGCCAUCACCUUCUGCGGAAUAACGAUGAAAAACUACGUCGAGCAGAACGUGUCGCACAAAUCGCACACGACGAUUAAGUACGCGCUGAAAAUGCUGUCCUCCUCGGCGGAAACGAUCAUCUUCAUGUUCCUCGGCGUGGCCACCGUCAACAACAAGCACGUGUGGAACACUUGGUUCGUUUUGCUGACAAUAAUCUUCUGUUCGGUGUAUAGAAUCUUAGGCGUUUUGAUAUUGUCAGCAUUAGCGAAUCGAUUUAGAAUACACAAGCUAACCAAAGUAGAUCAAUUUGUUAUGUCUUAUGGAGGCCUUCGAGGAGCGGUAGCAUUCGCUUUAGUAUUAUUGGUUGACAUGGAUCACAUCCCGCUGCAGCCGAUGUUCUUGACGACGACGAUUGCGGUCGUCUACUUUACCGUGUUCCUGCAGGGCAUCACCAUAAAGCCGCUAGUCAAAAUUCUCAACGUAAAGCGCUCGAACAAACGCAAACCAACCAUGAACGAGCGCAUCCACGAAAGGUUUAUGGAUCACAUGAUGGCCGGCAUCGAGGAUAUCGUCGGCAAGACGGGCAACUACAACAUACGCGAUAAGUUUAAGAGAUUCGACAAUAGGUUCAUUCGUCCAUACUUGAUCAAGAAUUUACAGGGCCCCGAGCCGAAGAUUUUGGAAACCUACUCUAAGCUAACGAUGCGCGACGCGAUGGACUACAUGCGACGCAACCCAUCCACCAUCGGACAAAUGUCUGGAACUGAAUCAAUGAGUGCAUUAUUUAGAAACUACACGUCCUACUUCGGCGGAAGGUGCGGCGCCACGAUGCUCGGCACAUGCCCUAGCUUUACGAACCUUGAAAACUCGACACGCAACCUGGACAUGCAGGAGCUGGACUACAAUCCCUCGAAGAAAGACUUAACUGAUGCCAAGAUACAUCAUUUGCUGUCGGAAGAGCUUAAACCAUACCGCAAGGCUUCACUGCAUACGCAUCGAAGACUUAGCUACAGCCGCCAUGCUGUGGAUGACCGUGACCUUUCUACACAGGUUAACUAUAAAAUGCAGAUGAACAUCCGCCGUAUGAUCAGUGAGAAGAAACAUCACAAGCGUAGCAAGCGCGUUAAGGACGGAAAGCAGCAAAACCACGUCUCGUUUCCGGAGUUUGUGCAGAACGGAUCCGCAAAACAGUUUGCGAACGAUUACAUCAACGAAGUACUGCACGAGGAUAACGAGGAUGAGGAUAGACAGGCGGGACCGGCCGAAGAGUGGGACGGUGGUGGCUUAACAUUCACCGCCAAAUCAUCCCCCGAAUCACCGGCUGUAAGUGUAAAGCAAUCCCUCGCCACCGGAGGAGACCGCGGUGCAAUCGACGAGAGAGGUGCCGACAGGGAGGACAAACGAUUUUCCCGAGAAUCGCGCGUGCUGGAAUCGGAACAACGUGUCGCAACUCCGACGGCCAUCGAAUCGGUUCUGCCGUGGAAGCGCGUGGACGAGAGCGACGAUAAUGGUGCUAUCAAACAGAACGAAUUCCCAUCGUGGGCUUCGAACAAGGAGUAUCUAGCUUAUAAUUCACCAAGUGCAACGUUUUUGGGUGGCCUAACGCAACCUAAACAGGCUAAGUCCGUAAUAGGUCUGUUCCGGCGCGAGAGUUCCGGUUCCGGUGGGGUCGUCAUCGGUGGAGUGACCGACUCCGAGACGUCUACCCCAGCGGCAGCGACGACGCCCGUGGGUGCCCGUGGUGCGGCUGUGCCUAAGGACAAGCGGUCGGCUUCGAUCGCCGGUUACAUCACGAUCGAUGGUGGCGAUUCGGCUGCCCUGGACCCGCUAGGCAUCUCAAGGGCCGUGCCGCAUGCGAACGCAUUCCCCGUUACCGCCAGCCACCGGCGCAACAACCGCCGGGGAUCGAUGCUGGAACUGAGCGGCGAGGCAAUCCCAGAAGAGAACUACACCAAAUCCCUACCCGAGCGAGACAAAUACGGAGCCCGCCGAGGACCGGCUCUAAUCAAGGCGUCAUCCGCCAGCACGCCGAAAUCGUCCGGACGGCGAACGGCGGGCGGUGGUCCUGUGAACCCGCAAACCACGGCCCUCCUGUCGGCCAGUUCGACGGAUUCCGAGGACGACGACGAGGAUGAGGAUGAAAGAGGUGCAAGUCUGCGGCAUCACCACAACCGAUCCGACGGUGCCACGCGGCGACUGAACGGAGACGGCAACAAAGGCCAGCACGACGAUGAGGACGAAGACGAUGAUGACGACGACGAGGAUGCAGACUGUGCGGACGAACAGCACCCCAUUUGAGAAAUAUUCAUCUAGGAUAGUCGCUCGCGCACUAUUCGAGGAGAUUCUGCUGGUGGGCCGACCAAGCAAAAAACGGCCGAAACGAGCACAAACCGCCAAGUCAGCCGAGGCUGCUGAACACCGCAGCUUCUAGCGUUUUUUUUCGACUCGUUUUCAUCGCAUUCCUUCCGCGAGCAUGCGAUGCCUUAGCGAUGGUUGCGUAAUGCGCGUGGCGCUGCAGCGUAACGCGUAAAGCGCUGCCCAUCCAAGAAGCACGUGGCAAUGGAGGCACACACAAAGCACACCUGGGCGCUGUUACGGUAGUGCUCGCCAGCUAUCAUCUACUACUAGUUACUACGACCGUUUGCGUUACGUUGCGUUGGCAGAAAGUAUUCGAAAUCAUUCCGUUACCUUAGGGAGAGCUUAAUGGCGCACGAUUCGAGCGAUUCGGGCAGCGAAAGGAUAUAGAGCACAACUGUGUGCGUACUUACAAGACGUACUUACAGCAGGCUGCGGGGCCUUCAGCAUUGAAUUUAGUUUUAAGUAGAUUGAUAACGAAACCAGGUGAAACAAUCGCUAGCUAAUUCGUAAGCCGAGGUGUAGUUUAGUUCAAAUUAUGCAAACAAAAACUUAUUACAUUUUUUUCUCCUUUAUCUAGCGGAGUACAUGAGACGAUUAGAAACAUACACAUGAACCGGUGCUAUAGCUUACAGGAACAGAACUGGGGGCAAUACAUACUUAUUCGAUUCGUUUAUAAGAAGGACUCACUCCUAUCGUGUUCUUGCUGAACGUGCGGUAGUGACGUUCAGAGGCGUAGAAUUUUGUUUUCUUCAUUCUACUCGCGUUCACCGAGGGGAAAUUUGCAUGCCGAAAACCUUAAGCAGGAAGUAGAGGUAGUGAUCCUCGCUUGAUCCUUGAGCGUGUCAGCUUAGUACACGUAGCACACCGCUUCACGCCACCGUUUGGCACGGUAAAGCGAUGUCUAAGCAGCAAGGAUAUAACCGCACAUUAGUCACACCUUAAGCCGAAGCGAUGACACAUGCUUUCGAUGGCAGAUAUCCUUGUGGUAAUGAUGGAGAUGAAAUUGCUAACUAAAAACAACACCCCGGUGGUAAAGGCGUAAUCAAUAGAGACGAUUUUACCAGCUUUACAUAACUGAUAGCCAAUUAUAUAGUGAUAAUUUUAAAUACUAACUACACACACAGUCACUACUAGUGGGCAGGUUGAGAUGACGAGGAAAGAAGCGAUGUUGCAAAUCCAAAGCAAAACACGUACACCCCGCAGUUACCAGUGUUCGGUUUAGCUGAAUGUCCUCGUACAGGGCUUGUCUUGCGAGAUUUUAAGGAUUUAUUCCUUUCGAUUAUUUCUAAAUUGAUUCACCACGUGGUAGUGCAAUUAAAACCUAUGCCGUUCUUCCUUUAACGGCUUGAAAGGCGAUUACUCGUAUAUUUGUUUCAAAUACUUCUCCUCCUUUCUCCUAGAAGGGGUUCCCUUUGGCUGAGAUUAUGAUUGCUAUCGGCAUGCUAAUUGCCUUGCGUUCCAAGCCAAAGAUAACUAUACUUGCCGUUAUCCCGACUCCCAUUUCACUGACGAACAUGAUGAGAAAGUCAAACGUAGGAGAAGUUCGUGUUUGGCUCAAGCUACUUACCGAGGUGAUCAUUUAGCCCCAACCGUCAACCGACACUUUAAGAUCGAGGGAUUGUUUUUUGUUUAACCAUUUUUUAGCAUAGGUCAAUGACACAAACGGAGGUAUUAUUACUUAACAGUAUCGCAUAUGUUAGCAUUACUCCUAGGACGCGUACUGGUAGGGUAUGUGCAAAAUAGCUACGAAUCAGUAAGAUACAAAGAAGUGCAGUUACUACAUUAGUUCGACACCUGGCCGCUUAGCUUUAGAUCCGCUAAAACAAUGUUCAUUCUUGGGUGUUUUUAAAUGAUUUAACUGCUCUCCCAUAUGCAAUCCUCCAGUAGCGUGGUGUUCGUUUAAUCGUGCAUUAUUCUUUACAGCUGCUUCUGAGCGCCCACGGAAAAUCGUACUACUGCUGAGAUAUUAUUUACCUUUAUGAUUUAUGCAUUAAUAAAACUCUACCCACUGGCUGGGAAGGUGUUUCCUGCAGUUAUGCUACCGUAUGUUGAUGAACAUGAAAAAGAAACUGACUUUUCCCAUUUUCGAUUUUUGAGAAGGUGUUAAGAGCUUUAUGCUUUGUGUUUGCUUUUCACGGGCGCCAUCUUAGCGGUGCGUUGCUGUACUUCUUCCAAGGUAGUGUAGCGUCCGCACGCCAACGCAAACUGAUCGAAAAGAAACAGUUGUAGCGGCACGCGAGACAGAUAACAUCGGUACGGGCUUUAAAUAGAGGCACGCUUUGAUAGGAUCAAUAAUUGAGAAAAACCCACAAAGCAACACAAAAUUAUUAAAAGAAAAAUACAAUGGCCAAAUAUGACUGGUGCUCGCGAUGGCCCACGAAAGAGAGGAUGCGAUUAAUAAAUCUUACCAUUGUUCGUUCGUAGCAUUUUCCCGCGGCGAAGAUUGAGAGAAAUACGUGCUUGUGAGAAUGGCACCCCUGUGGUGUACACGAAAAACGCGAACACUACACUUAUCGGGAGUUUCUAUGCAACCCUUCAUUCCUACGCCGGCAGCACAAUGCAGGAGUUCUGUGGAUGCUUUUUCUCCCCCACGUGCCGGUAGGGCGCGCAAAGUUUCAUCACAAAUUUGAGAAGCUAGACUCGACUAGACCGGGGAAGAGAAAGAAUGUGUAUAAAUCUGCAACGGCGCCCGCUUUCGGUGAAGCUGCUGUAGAACUGAGAAACGUGUUAAAUGUGAAAUGCUGUGCGCCAACGAGAUAAUGCGUGUUCUAAUCGCGCAAGAAGUUGGCAAUUUUUUAUGGUGAAUGUUUCCUUGAAGAAAGGAAGGUGGAAACAGAGGCGGCAACACGAGUACGGUAGCAUGCACAAAACGAGUAAAAUGGGAAGUACAAUUGAACAUUGGUAGCGAUGUAACUAAAUCAUGAAGCAAACGAAACACCCGCGGCGGUGCGAUAGUGUCCCCGCAGGAAAAAGGCUCAUGUACCGAUGCAAAGCACAUGUACUUAUGCAAAGCACACAGGAACCAGCUGCCAAGACAGGGGAAGGGACAGAAUGACACAAUACAGUACGGGUUUGGCAUUAAUGGCUCGCAGGAGAUAAGCGUGAUGAUGAUGAAGAAAACACGAAACCUAAUGGAUCAAGAAGUAGCUAAAGAAUGAAAAAGAACAAAACUAGAAAAGAAACUGAACAGAUAGCGAAUGAAUAAGAUGAAUUAUAUGAGUACAGAACGUGUAACAUUGAAAAGAGAACGAGAUACGAGUAUAAUAAAACAAAAUGAAGGAAGUUAUAAAAUAUGA